Molecule: messenger RNA, 3462 nt
Organism: Oryzias latipes (Japanese medaka)
Lineage: Eukaryota; Metazoa; Chordata; Actinopteri; Beloniformes; Adrianichthyidae
Gene: il6st
Product: interleukin 6 cytokine family signal transduce
Cellular component (GO): membrane
Molecular function (GO): cytokine receptor activity; protein binding
Source: RefSeq, a predicted model, not a curated record
GACGGGGGAGUUCAGCCUGACCGGAAAAGGGCGGGUCUGUCCGCGAGGACGGGGCUACGGUGCAGACAGAGAGGGGGUCGCUGUUUUUAGGAAUACUCCGAGUUCAGCUGCCAUGGUCUCCUUGAGUUUCUGAGUCAUCAUGGGCGACGUGAGCGCGCUCCCGCUAUGCGCGCUCCUCUUCUUGGCCUGUGGGAUCCACGCUUAUUCCAAUUUUCAGAGCCACUUGCUGACGUUGCCACAGAAUCCGGUGAUUGAGAUCGGAACCAACUUCACAGCGACAUGCCUGAUCUCCAACACAGUGGAGGUCACUGCGGACGAUCUGUACUGGAAACUGUCCAAUGUGACCAUUCCCAGAGAUCAGUACCGGAAGGUCAACAGCACUGCCCUGAGCGUGACGGUCCCCAUCACAAAAGACAUAUCAGAGGAGUGGCUGUUCUGUUACUGCAGAAAAAAGUCCAGUUAUGUGGUUUUGAACGAAGGAAAGUUCAUUCACGGCAUCUCACUCAGAACCGGCUAUCGUCCGGAGAAACCGGAGAACCUAAGCUGCAUUUCCUUCCAGAAGGAAGACAAAUCCUUCCCGUCCCUGCAGUGUAGCUGGGGAACGACGAGACGUCAGACCCCGACUGUUCCCGUACAUUUCACGCUCAAAGUGAUGCAAGUCCUCAGCAAUCAAACUAGCAGUACCACCACCAAGGAUCACUGGGCUGAGGUGAAACUCAGCCCCUACCCCUUUCACAUGGAGCUGGAGGUCUGGGUGGAGGCAGUGAACCAACUUGGAGCAGCAGAGUCUGUGCACCUCAGAAAAGAAGCUCAGCACUUUGUGAAAACAAACCCUCCAGAGGUGACGGUCACCUCAGAGAAAAGCUUUCCCACCUCUCUGCUUCUGAACUGGACUCCCCCCGUUAAUCAAGUUUGUGUCAAAUUGACGUACCAAAUCCGGUUCUGCUCGCCCAAAUCUCCCGGCUGGUCCCACGUGCCUUUACCAGACAUUAAUGACCAGACGAACUUCAGACUGCAAGGCCUUCGAGCUUACACGCCAUACACGGUUCAGGUCCGCUGCAGAGACGUGGAGAACCUCCACGGUUACUGGAGCGACUGGAGUCAGAACAUCACCACCACAACCCCAGAAGACAAACCAUCAAGUACGCCGGAUUUGUGGAGAACCGUGGUUUAUAACGGCACCAGUGAGCGACUAGUCCAGAUCAUUUGUAAGGAUCCUGAAUUCCCAAAUGGGAGGAUAACGAGAUUUGACGUGAAGGUUGAAAAGCAGAGGGACAGAGCGUGGAACCAAAGCGGGGGCUGGAAGAGCGUCCUGGUGAACCGGUCUGAGGCAGAGGAGGGGGAGACGAGCCUCACUCUGCUGGAACAGAUCUCUCUGUCUAACCUGGAGUCGGUCAAGGUCUCCGUGGUGGCCGUCAACUCUUUGGGGAGGUCUCCAGAGGCCUCCUUAAUCCUCCCUGUCAAACUACCGGACCACGCCCGUGUGGAGGAACUGAAGGUGUGGCCCCACGAGGGCCAGCUGGUGGUGGAGUGGAAACCCCUCCGCAACAAAUUGCUGUCGGGGUAUGUGGUGGAGUGGCUGAGUGACGGCAGGCUGGACUGGCGGCGAGUGAGCAAGACGAGCAACCGCACACUCACAGGGAGGCUGGAUCCCUUCGUGUGCUACACCGUUUCCGUCUAUCCCGUGUUCUCCAGAGCGAUCGGGAAGCCGGUUCAGAUGUUGGCUUAUGUGGAACAAGGAGCUCCCCUGCGGGGCCCGACACUCAAGCUGAACGGGAAACCCGGACACAACGAGGCGGAGCUGGUGUGGGAGGAGAUCCCCCUACGGGACCGACGAGGCUUCAUCACCAAUUACACCGUCUUUUACAAAUUGGGGGAGGAGAUUCGAGAGGUGCCCGUGCCCGCCAACUCCACGUCGCUUAAGUUGGAGUCUCUGAUGGGGGACUCCCAAUAUGAGGCGUGGGUGCAGGCCUCCACCGCGGCCGGCUCUACCAACGGCUCUCACCACUCCUUCAUCACCAUGAAAUACGCUGCUGGAACCAUCGAGGCCAUCUCAUUGGGGGCCGGCCUGGUCAUUCUUCUGGUUUUCCUGCUCGGCAUCUACAAGAGGGAGUUCCUCGUGAAGCGCCUGUGGCCUCGGGUCCCUGACGGCAGACAGAGCUCCAUCGGGACCUGGUCUCCGGACUGCUCUAUGAAGGCGGAGCCGCCAAAGGAGAGCUGUGUCUCUGGAAUCAGCGUGCUGGUGUCCAUGUGCGAGUCCCAGAGCGGCUUCGAGGAGGACAAGGCCAGCCUGUCCCUAAGGAAGGACAAGUACACGUCAGAGGAGCACAGCAGCGGCAUUGGCGGCUCGUCCUGCAUGUCUUCCCCCCGUCAGAGCGUGUCGGACAGCGACGAGGGCGCCGACAUGGCGGACACCACCGCCAGCACCGUGCAGUACUCGUCCGUCGUGGCCUCCAGCGCCUACAAAGGCCAGACGCCCGGCUCUCAGCCGCAGCACUCGGUGUUCUCCCGCUCGGAGUCGACGCAGCCGCUGCUGGAUUCCGAGGAGACCGUGGACAUGUUUGUGCAGGAGGCGUCCGGACGCUUUGAGCGCCUCGCCCCGCAGGACAUCACCUGCUCAGAGGUGUUCGGCCCGCCGGACGGCGAGCAGCUGGACUGCUGUCAGGAAGCAGACGAACUGCAGGCGGACGGGCGGACGGCGCCGUCCAGCUACAUGCCACAGCUUGGGGGCUAUAAGCCACAGUGAGGACCCCCGCCACUGGCCGGGGGCGUGUGCCUUCCGUGUUUAGCAGCGACAAUGACUGCAGACAAUGACUUGGCAUUUAAUCUCACCUUUGACUCAAACUCACCUCAUGUGCACGCCGUCAGCCACACCCCGUGGAGGACAACCUUCAAUCUGGGACACCGCUGAGCACCGCUGAGCAAGGCAUUACUUUUAACCUGCACGGAAGCUUUCUUUCACUUGUAAACACUCCAUUUGAGACGUGCUUGCAAAAGAUCAAUAAAAGGUUCUUUUAGCCAUUUUCUGUGCGACUGUGGCAGCGUCAGAGAGGUGGCGCCGCUCCUUCCAGAGGUGAGCGUCUGCUGGGACAUACCCGUGCUUCAACCCAGGACGGGGGCAGGUGGAGUGCGCCAAGUAGGUCAGAUGAGCUCUGCCUGUAGAGCCUACUUAGCUCCGCCUCCACCUGCUGGUUCUCCAGACCAUUGACUGUAUGUGAGAACUGGACUGAGGGACCCCUCCACCCUGGCGUUGCAAACAGGAAGUACGCCGACUCUAAGACGCCAUAAUCCCAAAGACUUGUAUAGGGGAAUAAACGGCUGUGACUCUUUCUGUUGGUCAGAAGAACCAUUCUGGCUCCGAUACUUUUUGUCAACGAGUUCUUGAUAAUCCUCAUUUGUUUGUUUUUUAUGUAGUGCAAGUUAUUCACGUAAUAAACCGACCAAUCAGGUGCCUCAAUAAAA